Messenger RNA from Capra hircus (goat), 1123 nucleotides. It is a transcript of the gene CD9, whose product is annotated as CD9 molecule. Lineage: Eukaryota; Metazoa; Chordata; Mammalia; Artiodactyla; Bovidae. The coding region runs from base 142 to 822 and encodes 226 amino acids. The transcript has 8 exons. The record is from RefSeq and is marked provisional. Gene Ontology annotation, cellular component: membrane.
AGGAGUGGCACUUUUUAAAAGUGCAGCCCCGAGGCCAGCCAGCAGCCGCGCGCACCUCAGUCCACAGCCCGGUCCCACCCGUCCCGGCCUCACGCGGCCCCGUUUCACAUCUGUCCAACCCAGGCCACUCUAGCUCGCAUCAUGCCGGUCAAAGGAGGCACCAAGUGCAUCAAAUACCUGCUCUUCGGAUUUAACUUCAUCUUCUGGCUUGCCGGGAUCGCGGUCCUUUCCGUUGGACUAUGGCUCCGAUUCGACUCGCAGACCAAGAGCAUCUUCGAGCAAGAAACUAAUGAUUCCAGCUUCUACACAGGAGUCUAUAUUCUGAUCGGAGCCGGUGCACUCAUGAUGCUGGUGGGCUUCCUGGGCUGCUGCGGAGCCGUGCAGGAGUCCCAGUGCAUGCUGGGAUUGUUCUUCAGCUUCCUCUUGGUGAUAUUUGCCAUUGAAGUAGCUGCAGCCAUCUGGGGAUAUUCCCACAAGGAGGAGGUGAUCAAGGAAGUCCAGAAGUUUUACGAGGACACCUACAACAAGCUGAAGAACAAGGACGAGCCCCAGCGGGAGACGCUGAAGGCCAUCCACACCGCGCUGGACUGCUGUGGUAUGACCGGGGUGGUAGAACAAUUUUUCACCGACACCUGCCCCCAAAAGACUUUAGUUGAGGGCUUGAAAUCGAAGUCCUGCCCUGAAGCCAUCGACGAGAUCUUCCGAAGCAAAUUCCACAUCAUCGGCGCUGUGGGUAUUGGGAUUGCCGUGGUGAUGAUAUUCGGCAUGGUUUUCAGCAUGAUCCUGUGUUGUGCCAUCCGCAGAAACCGAGACAUGGUCUAGAGUCGAGCUUUGUGCCCUGAGCAGGAACGUUCACCCGUGAAGACCGCUGGUUAUUUUCGCGGGGUUCUGUUUUUAUGGGUUUUUUUUUUCCUUUGCCACUAACUCUAGUAUUCAUUCUGCAUUUCUAAACAAAGAAAGUUAUUCUAUGUUUGUGUUUUUAAUGCUUUCUUCAACAUUGAUGUUUGUAGUUAAGGGACUUGGGGAUUUGGGUUUGCUUUGGUUUUAUAUAAAUAUAUAUAUUUUUUGGUCAUUUGUUUUUGCUUAUUAUAUUAAGCAGAAAUCCUGCAAUGAAAGGUACUAU